AUGGUCCAGGAUCUGCUAGCAGUGACCAUGGAAUGGCCCAUCUCGGAGCUCAUCAAACGGCCCAAAAUCUUCAAGAAGGCCACCGACGAGCUCAAGCGGGUCAUCGGAAGGGAAGGGGGGUCGAGGAGAAGGAUCAAGGAUGAGCACCACCUUCCCUGCAUGGAGGCUAUUUUCAAGGAGACCAUGAGGAUGCACCCAGCUGCGCCCAUGCUCGUUCCCCGGCAAGCCCACAAGCACGGCAAAGCUGCCGGGACUCGCAUCUUGAUUGAUGUAUGGUCCAUCGUGAGGAACAGGACAAGUUGGCACGCACCUGAGGAGUUCCGGCCAGAGAGGUUCAUUGGGAUCAAAAAAGAUGUUUAA
This is a messenger RNA of Elaeis guineensis (African oil palm), 360 nucleotides long. NCBI's taxonomy places the organism in Eukaryota, Viridiplantae, Streptophyta, Magnoliopsida, Arecales, Arecaceae. The record is from RefSeq and is a predicted model, not a curated record.